AUGCCACGAAUUUCUUAUGACCCCAAUGAAGAUUAUGAAUCUUAUUAUAGUAUCUGUAUUAUCUGUGGGGAAAAUGCCUCUCCCCCUGACGUUAGAAAGGAUGGUUCUAUGCGAUGGCGAGAACAAUUCAGAGCUGUGUAUCGUGGCCCAGAAGGGGAGGUCAAACUGUCAGGAAUCAGCAGGAUGAGAGAGUGCAAGCUCUGGGUUCCGAUUGAUGAAUCGGCGCGAUGGGACACAGAGGGGGCUGAUUUUAUCUACUUGACCCAUCCACCGCACGAAUUCAGUGAUUUCUAUAUAUUCCAUGAGAUCUGUUGGAACCGUUUUUGUGACCAUUUUACUGGCGAGAAGGUCGAUUUGGAGCGGCUCUACCAGGCAUUGGAGUAUAUGCCGCUACUGGGACGUUGGUCACAUCCUGGAAACUUCGGUGAUAAAUAUGAACCUUUCCGAUUCCCUACCCCAGCGCAGCUCAUGCAGAAAUCAAAGAAUUUCCCCAAGCCAAGGGAGGAAGUAUUAAAAAGGCUGGUCUACGAAAACGGCAGCCAGACGGAUUGCUUCAGCCAGUUUCCACUCGAGAUUCGAGAGGUGAUUGCAACCUUGCUACCCACCCGGGAUUUCCUCAGUCUCCGCUAUACCUCUCGCGCGAUGGGAUCUGUCUUUACCGUCGCCGCCUUUUGGAGGACAAAAUUUGACAUCAACCAGGACCGUGGCUUUCUCCAUUAUAUGCUUGAGCAGCUCCCUGCAAAGGACCAGCAGCGCAUGGAUUGGCGUCUGUUAUACCACUGUACUUCCAGACUCACCUGCAUGUGUGCCUUUGACGUGGCCGUUCAUUCAUGGGAGCGUUCCCGGUGGCUGAGGGACGCAACUGUGGCAGGGCCCCAGGAUAUGCCAUUGCACUUUGACGGAAGAGCACUGCAACACUAUCAUAAUACACGCCCUUGGUCGACGCAAACAGUCUCGAUAGACGUAUCUCGUUCUCUGGUCAAGAUCGCUAUAUCAGUUGUCAAAGAUCGCGACGUUGAGAAGCUGGACUUGCCUUCUCGUGCCAGAAUCACAGGCAUGGAAUUCGUCUUCAAAGACCGGCCAACUGUGAGCGUUGGAACCAAUACUCCCGGUGCACUCAACGUCACAAAGAGGACGCCUUCGAAAUCAAUUCCCUUGCUGCCGACUGACCGCGUUUGCAGGCGGAGCGUAGAUUAUUCCUACCCGGGGUUAAAGUACAUCACGAACGUCAAACGACUGCGAGGAUUUCAUAUUAUCGAGCAACCGCGCUCCAAGAUGUGGGCGAUACAUGUCAUCAGAGACAAUAUUUGCUGCGUUACUCCGGAGGAGGAGGGUGAUAAUCCUGACCAUCGAGCCGAUGUUCUCUAUUUGGAUGAGGUCAGCGAAGUGGUUGUUACAUUCAACGUGAGUCGCCCUCCAAAUAGUAUAUUACAAGCUGCUGAAGCGAUGAGCAAGGAUCGAAGAAUCCUCGGUUUAGGAAUUAGGGGUAAACGAUCAAAAAGAAUAACCAAAGAAUAUAUGCGAGGAACUUUCGUGAGUUACAGGGCCGAAUCUCCCUAUUCAGAUACGCUCUGGGAGGAUGGAGAGGACGAGGAUAGCAGUGACGAGGAUGGAUUCUAG
Messenger RNA from Penicilliopsis zonata CBS 506.65, 1620 nucleotides. RefSeq lists its product as hypothetical. NCBI's taxonomy places the organism in Eukaryota, Fungi, Ascomycota, Eurotiomycetes, Eurotiales, Aspergillaceae. The coding region runs from base 1 to 1620 and encodes 539 amino acids. Gene Ontology annotation, molecular function: protein binding. The record is from RefSeq and is a predicted model, not a curated record. The transcript has 3 exons.